This is a messenger RNA of Pantherophis guttatus, 3714 nucleotides long. RefSeq names its product nuclear receptor subfamily 1 group D member 1 (gene NR1D1). The record is from RefSeq and is a predicted model, not a curated record. Gene Ontology annotation, biological process: cell differentiation; positive regulation of transcription by RNA polymerase II; negative regulation of transcription by RNA polymerase II. Gene Ontology annotation, molecular function: zinc ion binding; RNA polymerase II cis-regulatory region sequence-specific DNA binding; nuclear receptor activity. Lineage: Eukaryota; Metazoa; Chordata; Lepidosauria; Squamata; Colubridae.
CAGGAAAUUUAGUAAUGUAGGAAGCACAGCAAUUAUGCACAGCACAACUUCUAAAAGAUGCCUGGGCAUUUAUUUAUUUAUUUAUUUGCAGGAAAGUAUUAACAGAUAUUUUUUUUCUUCUGGAGAAGGAUUCUUCACCCAGUUUUUUGGUGGAAAAUAUUGGGGAGGGGCAGUUGGGAUGAUAAGUAUCUCUUUAUGAUAAUAAAAGAGUAGUAUAAGGUUAGAAGACGUUAGCUAGGAGAUCUUGUCUUGCUUAAGGAUAAGGUUAAGACAUCUUAACCUUUUUUGUUAGGAUGUGAUGGCUAUAUAGAGCAGCUGAGCAUGAGUGGCAAGUUCUAGCAGUUUAGCCUUUUCAAAUGUGAUGCAUUUCAGAUAUUUUGGGACUGCAGAUCCAGAAAUCCCUGCCAAGACCUCAGUUUGGGAAAGGCUAAAUUAAUUCAUGCCAUCCUUUUCCCUGUUGGCAAAGGAGACUGCUUUUGGAUUGCCAGCCAUAACUGGUAUUGUUUCAGCUUCACCUAAGCAAGCAGUCCCAGCUCUUGGGCUGCAAGUAAUAAUUGAGCAGGCAGAGAUAAAGCUUGGCAGUCCCAGUCAAGACUGGCUUCUUGUCAAAAGCCUUACCUGGGCACUGAAUGUGUUUCUCCCACGUGAUCUUGUUUAUAAGCCUUCUGGCAUGUAUGAUUUUGUUUUCGUUGCUCAAAAUUCCUUGGCAGUAAUACUUGCCUCCUGGCAAGUGGCCCGGUUCUGAAACCUUGAGUCUUUUUUUUUAAUCACUAGGUUCCCAAUUUAAUUGAUUUUUUGGGUGUGAUGGAUUUUUUCAAAGAAAUAAUUAUUUUGGCUUCCACCUGUUUUUCAGUGAAAUUUUGGCUGUCUGUUUCACUGCUAUAAGUUGUUUACUUCAUCCUUUUCCUUAUCCCACCCCACCCCCAUUUGCAGCUUAAGAUAUAGGUCAACAUCUGAAAGCAGAAAGAAUUGGAUUGUAAAAUAAAUACAGUAAUUUUGGUGAGAUAAUCCACGGUUUGCAGUUAGGAAAUAAACUUUCAUCCAGAUGUGUUUGGGAAGAAAAGUCUGCCAUACUUCACAUACACUGGACUGCUUUGUUUUCUUACUCCUAGUUUAUUUACAUGUACCCUGUUCUAAUCCAGUUUCUGCAAAUGCUAGAACAUGGACACUGUGUUCCUAUUCACUGUUCUGCCACAUCUUAUGUAAGUUGCUUGUCCAUAUUGUAAACUGAUUCACUAAUUGCUACCUUUUUUUGUAUAUGAUGAUUCAUACACAUAGUAUGGUAUGAGAGGCAUAUAGGAAAUAAAUAAAUAAAGAUUGUAUUUGCAGGUGAUGAGAGUUUAGUUCGUUCAGGUUCAAGGAUUUCAUGUUAGGAAAAAUCGUUGUAUGAUUUUAAAAUUUAGAAAAAAUUCAUAGACCUAAGCAAUAAUUUUUCAUCCUCUGCUACCAUUUAUCAGAUAUAUAUUGAUGGUCGUGCUCAUUUGGUUCUAUGAGGAAGUUAUUUGGUCAAUACAGCUUCAGGUUCAAAAGGUUGUUUUUAUUAUUUACAAAUAUAUACAUGCAUACGAUAAUGAACAGGGUGUCCUGUUACAUUUUUUACCCUAACUGUAUGACUCGGAUGUUGAGAGGAGAGAGAAGUCCACGUGUUGUCUCGCUGAGAGAUAGAUGAGAGAGAGAGAAAAAAAGGGGAAGAUGUCCAAGUGGUUUCUAGGUGGUGUGAUCAGUUACAUUGGUUCAAAUGGAUCUUCCCCAAGCCGCACCAGUCCCAUCUCUUUGUGUGGCAGUGACAGCUUGAAUGGCAGCUGCCAACUGUUUUCCCAUCCAACUUUUCCCAACUACUUCCCACCUUCACCCACUGGAUCUCUGGUGCAGGAUUCUGGACGCCUCUACGGGGGUAGUUCGGCUGGACUUGGUGAUGAUGCCUCCCCAUCGUCAUCGUCGUCGUCGUCCUCCUCUUCCUACAGCUCUGGAGGUUCUCCAGUGGGACUCCAAGUGACCUUGGAUGAUGGGAGGCGUGUCUCCCCUAUCAAAAGCACCAGCAGCAGCAUCACGAAACUCAAUGGGAUGGUCCUUCUGUGUAAAGUUUGUGGUGAUGUUGCUUCCGGCUUCCAUUAUGGUGUCCAUGCCUGUGAAGGCUGCAAGGGUUUCUUUCGACGCAGCAUUCAGCAGAACAUCCAAUACAAAAAGUGCCUGAAAAAUGAGACCUGCAGCAUUGUCCGUAUCAACCGGAAUCGUUGCCAGCAGUGUCGCUUUAAGAAGUGUCUGAGGGUUGGCAUGUCUCGUGAUGCCGUACGAUUUGGGCGCAUCCCCAAGCGUGAGAAGCAAAGGAUGUUGGCUGAGAUGCAGAGCGCAAUGAACAACAUGGCUAAUAAUCAACUGAGUGCACAGUGCCUCCCUGAGAAUCUGCCCACAGGACAUCUGCAGUCCAGUACCCUCUCGCUGGGCCACCAGUCUCAACUGGCACCUUCUUCACCACCAUCCCGUGCAGCCUCCCCACCCCCGAUUUCUCCUUGCUACUCCCAGUUUUCUCAGCAGCUGACACCUCCACGAUCCCCAAGCCCUGGAGAUGUCAUGGAGGAUGUCAUCACACAAGUGGCUAAAGCCCACAAAGAAAUUUUUGUUUAUGCCCAUGACAAACUGGCCACAGGGCCCCAACCACCCACAGGGAGUAACAGUUCUCCUAGUUGGGACAACAACUGGUUGACUAAUGGCCACCACACCAAUGGGCUGCAUCUUCAGAAUGACAACUGGAACACUGGCUCUGCCUCUAGACCUGCUUGCCACCAGAAUACCAAUGGACAUAGGUUUUGUCCCUCUGGGGAAGCAGACCUUCCCCUUAGGCAAGGCAAAACCAGAGUCUUGGCUUGCCCAGUGAAUUGCCAUCCUCAUGGUUAUAGUGGCCGCACAUUUCAGGAGAUUUGGGAGGAUUUCUCACUGAGCUUUGUGUCAGCUGUACGAGAAGUUGUGGAAUUUGCUAAACACAUUCCGGGAUUUCAGGAGCUGUCACAACAUGACCAAGUCUCACUACUCAAAGCUGGCACAUUUGAGGUGCUGAUGGUUCGGUUUGCCUCCCUUUUCAAUGUCAAGGAGCAGACUGUAACAUUCAUGAGCCGCACAAAGUACAACCUUGAAGAGUUGUGGGGGAUGGGCAUGGAUGACUUGUUAACAUCCAUGUUUGAGUUCAGUGAGAAGCUUAGUGCCUUGCAACUAUCUGAAGAAGAACUGGGCCUCUUCACAGCAGUGGUGCUGAUCUCUGCUGAUCGCUCAGGCAUUGAGAACCCAGCAUCAGUGGAGCAGCUGCAGGAAACUCUGAUCCGGGCGCUGCGAGCCCUCAUCCUCAAGAAUCACCCCCAGGAGACAUCCCGCUUUACUAAACUGCUCUUGAAACUGCCUGAUCUGCGCACUCUCAACAUGCACUCCGAAAAGCUUCUCUCCUUCCGCAUUGAUGCUCAGUAGAAGAUAGCGUGGGCAGAAAUACCGCGAGUCCAGGCUCCUGACCAAUUCUCCCUGCUUUAUUGCACUAACCAGACUAUUUUGGGCCUGGACCUGGCUAUCUAUUUAUGUGGGUGUUGCAGCGGCUACUCCUGCCUGCUCAGAAACAAACAGCACAACCGCCUUUGUAAAUAUAUCCUUGUAUAUUGGAACUGUGUGAAGAGAAUACUCUUCCUGGCUGUGGUGCCAACUUCAGGAGAAAAAUACAAUGAAAUCAAACUG